AUUUUGAUAAUUAAAGAGAAAAAAAGGGAAAAAAUGCGAUCAACCGAUUUCACACAAAUCACUAGAUAGUUUCAUGUAAUCUGUGUCUCUUCGCAACAAGCACUGUGGAUUUCUUUACGUAACUCUGUUUGUUUGAGAAAAAGCUAAUUAAAAAUGGCGACUCGUUUCCAUUUCCUUUGUUCAGUUUUUACUCUGUUGAUCGUAGUUCCAUCACUCUUAAACGACGUCGUUUAUUCCAAGACCCUUAAGCGAGACGUGAAGGCAUUGAACGAAAUAAAGGCGUCGCUAGGGUGGAGGGUGGUGUACGCAUGGAUUGGUGACGAUCCUUGCGGAGAUGGUGAUUUGCCACCAUGGUCUGGCGUCACUUGUUCUACUGUCAGUGACGGUGACUAUAGAGUUGUUACUGAAUUGGAAGUUUAUGCAGUUUCGAUUGUCGGCCCCUUUCCACUUGCAGUUACCAAUCUGAUGGAUCUCACUAGGCUGGAUCUACAUAAUAACAAGCUUACCGGACCGAUUCCGUCACAGAUUGGGCGGUUGAAGCAUCUCAAGAUACUUAAUUUGAGGUGGAAUAAGCUGCAAGAUGUCAUUCCUUCUGAAAUCGGCGAACUGAAGCAGCUAACGCAUCUCUAUUUGAGUUUCAAUAAUUUUAAGGGUGAAAUUCCAAAGGAGCUUGCGGAUCUUCCUGAACUACGAUAUCUCCAACUUCACGAAAAUCGUUUGAUGGGGAGAAUUCCUCCCGAAUUAGGAACUUUGCUAAAUUUAAGGCACUUGGAUGUUGGUAAUAAUCAUUUGGUUGGGACCAUAAGAGAACUCAUUCGCGUUGAAGGAUGCUUCCCAGCUCUUCGUAAUCUGUAUCUUAAUAACAAUUACAUUAGUGGAGGCAUUCCAUCACAGCUUGCAAAUUUAACAAACUUGGAGAUAUUAUAUCUAUCCUACAAUAAAAUGUCUGGAGUUAUACCUUUCGGUCUCGCUCAUAUUCCUCGAUUGACUUACUUGUACUUGGAUCACAAUCAAUUUUCUGGAAGAAUACCCGAUUCAUUAUACAAGCACGCAUUUUUGAAGGAAAUGUACAUCGAAGGAAAUUCAUUCCGAUCAGGGGUGAAACCUAUCGGUUACCACAAAGUUCUGGAACUUUCCGAUUCAGACUUCUUGUUUUAGUCAAAUCAAUCGACUCGGUCAAGAAUUUGACUUGUAGUGAUUCAUUUAUUUAUUUUUUAGUAUUUGUUUGUUGUCAUACCAUAAUAGCAGCCACUCCUUGGGCAAUUAGGCUUCAAAGUUCUGUGAACUGUAUAUAAAAAGACAUAAUUUUUGCAGUAAUAAUUGAUCCUCGAUUCCUCGUCUAA
Messenger RNA from Erythranthe guttata (spotted monkey flower), 1343 nucleotides. RefSeq lists its product as uncharacterized. Gene Ontology annotation, molecular function: protein binding. The record is from RefSeq and is a predicted model, not a curated record. Lineage: Eukaryota; Viridiplantae; Streptophyta; Magnoliopsida; Lamiales; Phrymaceae.